CCCCCCCCCCCACACGCAGCGUUUCCGCGUCGGACCGGGAGCCGAGCAGGACCGAGACCGGGAGAGGACCGGGAUAGAGAGCGGAGGGGAACCAGAAGCGGACUCGGAGCGGGAGCGGAGCGGGAGAGCAGGACCGGGUGCGAUCCGGGAGCGGUUGCCUCAGCCCCACUUCCUCUCUGCGAGCGACCGCCGGCGAAGAGAUGCUCUGCGGCAGAACCGUCCCCGACCCCAGCUUCCUUCUCCUGGCCAUUUACACUGUAGCCCUGCUCGCUGGGACCAGGAGUGUCCAUGUGUCAGAUGCCGAGGGGGGAUCUGUGGUGGUCCACACUGCCCCAGAAAAGAUUCGCACUCACCGAGGGUCUUCCGUCACCCUGCCCUGCCGGUACCACAGCGAUGCCGGGAGCGGGCAGCAGCGUGGCAUCCGUAUCAAGUGGAGCAAGGAUUCGGAGAGUCUGCAGAGCACCGACGUCCUGGUGGCCCUGGGCGAGGUGCAGAAGGUGUUCGGGGAGUUUGGGGGGAGAGUGCAACUGCGGGAAGACACGGAGGGAGACGCCUCGCUGAUCAUGCGUAAUCUCACACUGCAGGAUGACGGCAGAUACCGGUGUGAGGUCACGGACGGACUGCAGGAUGCACAAGGAAUCGUCACGCUGAGCCUGGAAGGUGUGGUCUUCCCCUACCACCCGCGCCAGGGGCAGCAGACGCUGAGGUUUGCAGAUGCCAAGGCAGCGUGUGCGGGGCAGGACGCGACGCUGGCCUCCUACCAGCAGCUGCAGCGGGCGUGGGAGCAGGGCUUGCACUGGUGUACAGCGGGCUGGCUGAGCGACGGCUCGGUUCAUAUCCCCGACCCCUCGCCACAGCACAAAUGCGGCACAUCCGAGCACACCGGCAUCAGGAACUACGGAUACCAACACAAAGACGACCAGCGAUACGAUGCAUUCUGCUUCACCUCCACCCUGAAAGGGAAAGUUUAUUUCCUGAAGACAUUACGGAAGCUGAGCUACGGUGAUGCGGUGAGGGCGUGCGAGAGGCAGGCUUCCAGCAUCGCCAAGGUCGGGCAGCUGUACGCGGCCUGGAGGCUGCAGAGACUGGAGCAGUGCCGGCCCGGCUGGCUGGCGGACGGCAGCGUCCGCUACCCCAUCGUCAGACCCAGGGCCAGAUGCGGGGGCAGCGAGCCCGGGGUCCGCAGCUUCGGCUUCCCCGACAGGAGGCACCGCCUGUACGGAGUCUACUGCUUCAGGAAGAGGGAAUGAUGGA
Molecule: messenger RNA, 1254 nt
Organism: Leucoraja erinaceus (little skate)
Lineage: Eukaryota; Metazoa; Chordata; Chondrichthyes; Rajiformes; Rajidae
Gene: hapln4
Product: hyaluronan and proteoglycan link protein 4
Exons: 5
Coding region: 201-1250 (349 amino acids)
Biological process (GO): cell adhesion
Molecular function (GO): hyaluronic acid binding
Source: RefSeq, a predicted model, not a curated record